This is a messenger RNA of Xenopus laevis (African clawed frog), 898 nucleotides long. RefSeq names its product small integral membrane protein 12 L homeolog (gene smim12.L). Gene Ontology annotation, cellular component: membrane. The record is from RefSeq and is marked provisional. Lineage: Eukaryota; Metazoa; Chordata; Amphibia; Anura; Pipidae.
GCGGAGGAAUCGUGUGCGUCGGGGAGCGAGUGAAAACCCAAUGACAUUGCUAUAGGGUCAAUGUUUACAGCUGGCAUAGUGCUGGGAGCAAAUUUCAAGAAGCAAAUUGUUUUGGAGGUGACUUUCCUAUAAACUGUUUGCCAUGUGGCCUGUUCUGUGGGCAGCAGCAAGGACCUAUGCUCCUUACAUUACUUUUCCUGUGGCAUUUGUAGUAGGUGCAGUUGGUUACCAACUGGAAUGGUUCAUUCGUGGGACCCCAGGACAUCCUGUGGAAGAACAGAGUAUUCUAGAAAAAAGAGAGGAGAGGACUCUUCAAGAGACCAUGGGAAAGGAUGUUACACAGGUUAUAAGUCUAAAGGAGAAACUCGAAUUCACACCAAAAGCUGUACUGAACCGCAACCGGCAAGAGAAGAGUUAGGAAUAGGUUUUUGGACCCCUUCAACUCAUUUCUGAUUUUACUUGCAACAUAAAAUGCAUUAACUCUUGCUACUGAGACAAUGUGAAAAUAAGGCAAUUGAAUAAAUUAAUUCGUUCCGGUACUUAUUAACUAAAUAAUUUUUUUCUCCAUAUCAGUUGGUUUUAAAAUCAAAAUGGAAGGCGUCAUCUUUAAGAUGUUUUCAUAUGAAUUAUUACACUUGGACCAACACAAACACGUUUUAAAGUCUCAUCCAUAUGCAUCCAUUAAACAUGUAAUUGUAAAAAUGAGUCUUAUUUUAUAGGGCAUGCAAAUGUUACAGUUAUUGUAAAGUGGGAUUGGAUAAUCACAGGUUUCUAUUGUUUUCCCCAGAAAGUACUAUUUCAUACUGAGUAGAGAAAUGUUGGAAAAUGUUUACUGUUUAUCUGUGUGACUAUACCUACUUUACCCCCCCCCCCCCAAAUAAAAAUGUGCCAAUGGGAA